AUGUCGACACCAAAAAGUGAUUCACAGUGGAACAUUGAUCUUGUUAAUGAAAAUGAUCUAGCCGAUCUGUUACCAUUAUUACGAGCCUAUUGUGAAUUCUACAAUCAAACUGAACAGAUUCCAUUGACCGACGACGCUGCUCUCAUGUCAGUAUCACGUGCACUGAUCGCUAAUCCGAAGCACGAAGGCAUUCAACUGCUUGCUCGAGAUAGCAAGGAUCGAACAGCUGUCGGUUUUGCAACCGUGUUUUGGUCUUGGUCAACAUUACAAGGAGGUCGUCUAGCAGUUAUGAAUGAUCUAUACGUUAAGGAAGGCUAUCGAGGACAAGGUAUCGCCGAUCUCUUGAUCAGCGAAUGUGCACGACAAGCACGUGAACAUGGAGAUCGUUGUUUAACAUGGCAAACGUCGGUCGAUAAUAAACGUGCUCAAACAGUUUACAAUAGAAGUGGUGCUUUUAAAAGUGAUCGUUGGCUGAACUAUUCUCUUGAAUUAUAA
This is a messenger RNA of Adineta ricciae, 495 nucleotides long. NCBI's taxonomy places the organism in Eukaryota, Metazoa, Rotifera, Eurotatoria, Adinetida, Adinetidae. The record is from the annotation of a GenBank genome assembly.